Gastrolobium bilobum is the source of this 651-nucleotide messenger RNA. RefSeq names its product probable protein phosphatase 2C 80. NCBI's taxonomy places the organism in Eukaryota, Viridiplantae, Streptophyta, Magnoliopsida, Fabales, Fabaceae. The record is from RefSeq and is a predicted model, not a curated record. The transcript has a single exon. The coding region runs from base 1 to 651 and encodes 216 amino acids.
AUGAUUAUCAAGAAGCGUCUUCGUGAUAAAUACGUUGUUGCCAGAGAGAAGCCAAAGAAACGGUUGAAGGUGUUGAAGAGGGUUGCUGGGAAAUUCUACUAUCCAAAUGAUAACCCAAAGAAGGGCUUUGUUGAUCCAAGAAAAGUGUUGAAUGAUGCUUUCUUGAAUACCAAAGCAAAAGGAUCAUUUACCGCAUCUAUUGUUACUCUGAAAGAAGGGGUGUUUCAUGGAGUUAAUGUGGGUGAUAUUGGUUUAAUGCUGUUUAGAAAUAAUAGGUUUUUGGUUCAAUCACCCAUCCAGCAGCACUCUUUCAACACACCAUUUCAGUUGGGGAAUAGUGAGAUUAGUGACAGCCCUGACUCUGCAUAUGAGUAUGAGAAUUCAGUAAAGGCAGGGGAUAUUCUAGUGUUAGGUAGUGAUGAACUUUUUGAUAAUUUGUACGCUGAUGAUAUUGAAGAAAUUCUGAGGUGGACAAAAGGAGUAUUUGAAGUUAAUGAUUUGGCUCAGCAUAUAGCAGACAUUGCUCUGUCCUUUUCCAAGUCUAAAGAUUUUCGAACCCCUUUUCAGGAUCCUUCUGAGAGAGAAGGACGCAGUCAUAUGGGUGGAAAGAAAGAUGAUAUCACUGUUUUAGUGGCUCAAAUUACUGUAUGA